Molecule: messenger RNA, 1026 nt
Organism: Puccinia triticina
Lineage: Eukaryota; Fungi; Basidiomycota; Pucciniomycetes; Pucciniales; Pucciniaceae
Exons: 5
Coding region: 1-1026 (341 amino acids)
Source: RefSeq, a predicted model, not a curated record
AUGAUUUCAAUCCAACAAACCUUAUUAGGAAUUGCUCUUUUCCAUCAUAACUUAAUCAGCGCAGCUCAUGAUGGGAUCUUUCAAACUAACAAUCACAACAUCGAUUCAGAGGUAUUUGGGAACCUUGAAGACAUGACCGACUUCAAUUUUGCACGGCAUCGAAUCUCAGAGACAGACACUUUUCAUAAUAUGGACCUAGUUUUAACCAACCGCCUGCCGAGAGAAUCCUCCCACAGCUAUUUUCCCGAUGUUUACAACUAUCGCAAUAGCGCCGGAUCAGUGCCAACCUCCAGUUUGAGCACCGGUGUAGUUAGUGAAAAAGGAAUCCAAAAUACAAACAAUGUCUAUCAAACCUCAAACCCCUUUCUCAAAGAACGUGAAUUAUACGAAGGGUUGGGAGUGGAUCAACAUGCCGUUUAUCAAUCCCUACCGAAAACCGUAUCUACGAGCAAGCCGCGUUCCUCAGAAUCGCACCUUGAAUGGAAAUCCAGAGCCAAAUCUAUGAAAGGUCCUCGAAAAAUGAACAAGAUUGGUCUGACCGCACAGCAAGAUAACUCUCAGAGUGCUAUCCACGGCCCAUUAAAUCAAACCGGGAAUCGAAAAACCAAAAAAUAUGUCAGAGUUAAAGCUGAAGUAAUUUUCAAAGAACUUGAGGACGCCAAGAAAGACACAAUUCUUGGUAAACAACUUGUGGCGGCUCGAGAAAAAGAAUACAAGAUGGCAACUGAUGAGAGAAAGGCGUUCAAGGAUUUCCGAAAUAAGGUUGAAAAUAAAAGAGAAGAAUUACAACUUGCAUAUGGGGUUCGAAACACAAGGCAAUACAGAGUUGCAUUAGAAUUGUUUUUACAGCAAACAGAUCCCGAACUUGAAGGGAAAAAGAUUGCUAUUUACCCUCCCCCUUUCCGCCACACAUUAUCAAGAAAUGGGAUGGAGGCAAACCACAACUCCUACAUCAAGCUGAUAUUACCAUCGGCCGCAAGAAAACAAUCUGAAAACAAAGGCAACAAACUGCUGUGGCGCAACUAG